UUGUGCAAUGCAACGUAAUGUCAAAAAGUGUAAAAUGGCGUUGGAUAAUGAAUUAGAAACAGUAUAUUAGUUUUUCCGGUUUUUAGAUGGUUUAUUUUUCGAGUUUUAGAUGGUGUUGUGAACCUUUCAGGAUAUUUAAGUUAGUGAGUUAGUUGUAAUCGAACAGAAAUCUCUGCAAAGAUGUCGGAGUCCGGAGACGUCCCCCAGCCCAGCAGCCCCGCGGACAGAGACAGAGCGCCCAGCCGGGUGCUAGUCGCCGACCAGGAGAUGGGCACUUUGACCCCUCUGGAGUGGCAGAACCGGUGGAGGCAGCAGGACUCGUAUGUGACCAAUUUGGAACGGAAAACCUCUCAACAAGAAGGGGAAUUGGCGGAAUUGCGGCAGACGUCCGAGAGGCUCAAGGCCCAGCUGUUAGAUUCCCAGCAGCGCGAGAAGGUCCUGGUCCGCAGGUUGACCGCUAAGGAGCAGGAGAUGCAAGAUUACGUGUGUCAACUGAACGAAUUAAAAACAUCCCAAGUCCCGACGGCGUCGUCGCUCCGGUCCGCCCUGCUGGACCCCGCGGUGAACAGUCUCGUGCAGCAGCUGCGAUCCGAGCUGCAGGCGACGCGCCUCAAACUCGAAGACACCCAGAACGAACUGUCCGCGUGGAAGUUCACCCCCGACUCGAAUACGGGCAAGCGCCUCAUGGCCAAAUGCCGCCUGCUCUACCAGGAGAACGAGGAGUUGGGUAAAAUCACGAGCUCCGGCAGAAUAGCCAAGCUGGAGAGCGACCUGGCCCUGCAGAAGAGCUUCUCGGAGGAGAUGAGGCAGAGCCAGAACGAGCUGGACUCGUUCCUGGCCGACCUGGACGAGGAUGUGGAGGGCAUGCAGAGCACCAUACUGAUCCUGCAGCAGGAGCUGAAAAAGGCCAAGGACGCCGUCCAGGUGCUCCAGAAGGAGAACAGUUCGCUGAAGAUGGCGAACGGUCGGCAGAAUGGUGACAGUAGUGUGUGCGAACAGGAAAGGACCGACUCGGAGUCCGAGAACGAGAGGACACGUGUGAAACGCGUUAGGAGGUCUUCGGUCCUGAGUAUCGACUAUAACGAGGAUGAUACGCUAGUUAUUAAUACGAAUGGUGACGUCGCUAUGUCCUCGGACCCAGAAUAUGUACUUACAUCGUGCGAGCUAGUUCUACAGGCGAAACCUGGUACAGAUUCUGAGCCGGAGGAUAAGGACAGGAAGAAGGAAAGGGGCAGGGAUAGGAAAAAACGCUCAGCGUCUGGUUCCAGCAGCAGCGAUAGUAGAAGCAGUUCAUCUGAUAGUAGUUCGUCCAGCUCGCGAUCAUCCAGCAGUUCAAGUUCAGGUUCGAGUUCCCGGUCUAGCAGUUCAUCUUCCGAUUCGUCAUCAUCGAGUAGUGAUAACGAAAGAACCAGGUCCAAGAGAAGAUCUAGAUCUACGAAGCCUGUAACCAAGAAUCGGGAACCGAAGGUAACUGAAAAACCAAAGGAGAAGGAAAAAGAAAAGAAGGAGGAGAAAGAGAAGGAAAAGGAUAAAGAAGUGAAGAAGGAGGAAAAGGAAAAGGAGAAGGAUAAAAAAAUUAGUUCCCCAGCGAAGGAAAAAGACGAUAAAAACCACGUCCGGAAUAGAUCAAGAUCGAGGUCCCCGAGGAAGCGCCGUCGCCGCUCCCCCACCCCGCGUCCCACGAAAAUCCACAUCGGCCGCCUCACCAAGACGGUCAACAAGGACCACAUCCUGGAAAUUUUCGGCAUGUACGGCACAAUAAAAAACGUGGAGUUCCCCAAGGACCACCUCCAUCCGCACCUGGGACGGAUGUACUGCUACGUUGAAUUCACCACGGCCGACGAGGCGGAGAACGCCAUGAAACACAUGGACGGAGGCCAGAUCGACGGGCAGGAAAUCACGGCCGCCCCCGUCUUGAUCCCCAAACCGCGACCUCUGCCCCCCAGGCGGUCGCCGCCGAUGAUUCACCGGAGGCCGCCGAUGCACAGACGCACGCCGCCGCGGUUCAGAAGGAGAACGCCGCCGAGGAUGAUGAGACGCAGUCCACCGAGGAGGCGACCGCAUUCGAGGAGUCCACCGCCGAGGCGGAGGAAGCAUUCUAGGUCGAGUUCCAGUAGUUCUCGGUAA
Anoplophora glabripennis (Asian longhorned beetle) is the source of this 2127-nucleotide messenger RNA. RefSeq names its product pre-mRNA-splicing regulator WTAP. The record is from RefSeq and is a predicted model, not a curated record. Gene Ontology annotation, cellular component: nucleus. Gene Ontology annotation, molecular function: RNA binding. The coding region runs from base 181 to 2127 and encodes 648 amino acids. NCBI's taxonomy places the organism in Eukaryota, Metazoa, Arthropoda, Insecta, Coleoptera, Cerambycidae. Gene Ontology annotation, biological process: regulation of alternative mRNA splicing, via spliceosome. The transcript is spliced from 9 exons.